AUGCUUAUGUUUGUUUCUGGCGAAACGCUGAAAGACAAAGCCACGACUGAUGGAGUCACCGCGGUUUAUAAAGUUAACUUGCACUGUCGGCAAUGCGCCUGCGAGAUAAAGAAGCCUCUUAUCAGGACUCAAGGAGUUCAUAGCGUGGACGUUGAGAUAGAAAAAGGUGAAAUUAAAGUUAAAGGCGUGAUUGAUGUGAUAAAAAUCCACAAGCUGAUAGAAAAACUGAGUAAGAAAAAAGUGGAGUUAGUGUCACCUCAGAUCAAGGAGAAACCUGCUGCAACACAGACCAAAGUAAAGGAAACCCAAGAGCCAAUUUUAAGCACAACACUAGUGAAGGUGCAUCUGCACUGUCACAAGUGUGAACAAGACCUACGAAAGAAGUUGUUGAAGCACAAAGGUAUUUACAGUGUUAAGACAGAUAUGAAAGCACAAACUCUAACAGUACAAGGAACUAUCAAGUCCGAUGAUUUGUUAUCAUACAUUAGGAAAAAUGUGCAUAAACAUGCGGAGAUUGUAAGCUCAAAAACAGAGGCAAAGGAAGAAAAGAAGGAAGCGAAAAAGGAUGACGUGAAAGAUGGUGCCAAAUCCAGCGAAAAAAUUCAAGUUACCGAAUUCAAGCAACAAGAAAAAGUAGAGGCCAAAAGUAAAGAGGGCAACGCUCCAUAUUUUGUUCAUUAUGUUUACGCUCCCCAAUUGUUUAGUGAUGAAAAUCCAAACGCAUGUUCUGUUUUAUAGACGAAUAAAUCACCAUGUUUAUAUUUA
Theobroma umbraticum is the source of this 765-nucleotide messenger RNA. The record is from RefSeq and is a predicted model, not a curated record. Lineage: Eukaryota; Viridiplantae; Streptophyta; Magnoliopsida; Malvales; Malvaceae.